Molecule: messenger RNA, 1005 nt
Organism: Penicillium atrosanguineum
Lineage: Eukaryota; Fungi; Ascomycota; Eurotiomycetes; Eurotiales; Aspergillaceae
Product: cardiolipin synthase
Exons: 5
Coding region: 1-1005 (334 amino acids)
Biological process (GO): cardiolipin biosynthetic process
Cellular component (GO): membrane; mitochondrion
Molecular function (GO): cardiolipin synthase activity
Source: RefSeq, a predicted model, not a curated record
AUGCUUGCAAUUCGACUGUUGCCAUUUCGGGCAACCCAGGGAUCUCAAGUCCUCCGGGGCAAUGCACGGCUCCCGCUCCAACAGCGCGGAGCCCUGUGCACCCGUGACACGUCUCGCCCUCGAUGCAUCUCCAGUCUGACUCAAUCGUCAGGUCUGGCCCGGUUACCUACCAGUCAAUUACGAAUCCGGGGAUGUCAGGAUCCAUCCUACAGGACGUCCCUGCUCAUUAAGAGAUGGUCAACAUCAAAAACACCGGAAGAUCCAAAAGAUCCCAAAGAGUCGGGCUCCAAAACGCUGCGCUCGGCCACAAAACGCAUUCUUUCCAAAAUUCCCCUUCAAUCAAGCCAUGAGAACAUCUACACAGUCCCUAACAUCCUCACAUUCUCUCGACUGGUCGCCGCGCCCGUGGUGGGGUAUCUGCUCGUGAACAACUACCAUGCAGCCGCACUAUCCCUGUUCGCAUAUGCGGGCAUCACCGACUUGGUCGAUGGCUGGAUCGCCCGAAAGUACCAUCUGCAGACGGUAGUGGGCACCAUCAUCGACCCAAUGGCCGAUAAGCUGCUGAUGACAAUUGGAGUGGCUUGCCUGGCAGUUAACGGAUCUCUUCCCGUGUGGCUCGCCGUUAUCAUCCUCGGUCGAGACGUCGGUCUGGCCAUCUCGGCUAUCUAUUACCGCUGGAUCUCGCUUCCGCCGCCUAAAACUAUGGCUCGGUACUGGGACUUCUCUCUGCCCUCAGCUGAAGUCAAGCCCACUGAGAUCUCCAAGAUCAACACGGCUCUCCAGCUGGUGUUAGUUGGCAGUGCGAUUGCCCUCCCCGUUGUUCCCGAGGCGGUCAUUAGUGCCUGGCAUCUGAGUGAGGCCAUGACUGCAUUCCAGUACCUUGUGGCGGGCACAACCAUCUGGUCCGGCCUGAGCUACGUCUUCUCCAACAACGCAGUGAAGAUCCUCUCCCACGAGGAAGUCCAAAAGCGAAUCGCACAGGCCGCGGCGAAGAGAAAGCCCUAG